AUGGCCUCGAGCCUCACACCAGCGACACAGGCCCCGGAUGGCCACAUUAGCAACCUCAUCAACCCUGCUGGUGUCGGGUUUCGCAUCACCAUCACCAACAUUGUCUGCAUAGUUCUCUUCAUGAUUGUUGUAGUUCAGCUUGAACACAAAUGCAUCAACCGAACAGCAUUAUACAUCGCCUACACUGUCAUGAACAGCAUAAGCACUUGGUGGAUCUUACUAAUGCCCAUGCCAAUCGUUUGGAGCCUCGCCUUGAAGAACGACCAAAAAUACCUUCUCACCUCUCUCUUCGCCCUCGGCUCAUUACCUUGCGUGACCAGCAUCGCCAGACUAAAAGUCCUGGUGGACUGGCUUCACCAUGGGGCAAACAACAACGACAUAACCUACACGUUAUGGAAUAUAGUCAUUUGGACCCCACCAGCCNAACUCGAACUCACCGUCUGCAUGAUCUGCGCCUGCGGCCCCACCCUCCGCACCUUUGUCGACCGCCAGAUAAAAAUCGUAAAAACCCUCACCAGCGAGCGCAGCUGGAGCAAAUCCUGGGUCUCUCGCAGCUGGUCCAAGAGCUGGGGCAGCAAUUCCUCUUCACAAUCCCACUCUGCCUCUCACCACUACUCCUAUGCCACCGACACCAGUAUCGCAAAAUCCACUCGAGCAGGCAGUGACGCAAGUCACCUUCCCAACUUUAUCGAGUUACUGCAAGGCAGAGGGACGAAAAAUAAAGCGCUGAUUACCAGUCGUGAUGUUGGUGGUGAGACGGCGAGUAUGGAGCAUAUUGUUGACGAAGAAGAGUUUCGGGUCAAACCUGAUCAAGAGGGGAUUAUGGUGCAUACGUCCUAUCAGGUUAGGACUGUGAGGGAAGAUGUGUAG
Molecule: messenger RNA, 870 nt
Organism: Aureobasidium uvarum
Lineage: Eukaryota; Fungi; Ascomycota; Dothideomycetes; Dothideales; Saccotheciaceae
Source: the annotation of a GenBank genome assembly